This is a messenger RNA of Cottoperca gobio, 2675 nucleotides long. RefSeq names its product myocardial zonula adherens protein (gene myzap). The transcript has 14 exons. The record is from RefSeq and is a predicted model, not a curated record. Gene Ontology annotation, cellular component: intracellular anatomical structure. The coding region runs from base 425 to 2533 and encodes 702 amino acids. Gene Ontology annotation, biological process: intracellular signal transduction. Lineage: Eukaryota; Metazoa; Chordata; Actinopteri; Perciformes; Bovichtidae.
AUGUGGCCCGACAGGUCUGAUGGGAAUGCAGAGACGCACAGAGGAAGAGACAGAGAGAGAUAAAGAGAGAGAGAGGCCGGGAGGUUGCUGAGUGACUGACAAGCCUGUCAACCAGGUGGACAUAGGAGCAGUCUGACUAGAAUAAGAACACUGACAUAGUUGUGUUUGUGUUGCUGAGUGUGGAAUUGUAAUUGCACCUGAUUAUUUCACUCACAUAGAGGAAAGUUCAGGGCCCUGUGGACUCCCACCACCACCACCAGACUUUGCAGAGUGGAAUUUCCGUCCUCUUCUCUGGCUGGAGCCGGGGGCAGAUGGUCGCUCUGAGAGUCUGAGCCGAACUCAGGAAGGAGCAGCGAGAGGAAGGGUGGGAAAGGGGGCCGGAGAGGGAGAGGAAGAGAAACAAGGAGUGGACAGAAGAGGAGACAUGCUUCGCUACGGUGCAGGACGAAAUGUUUCCACCUCCACAACAACAACAGAGGACUCUUCAGAGUUUUCAGAGAGGAGGAUCAGGCGCCUCAGGUUAACUCUACACGCGGCAGAUAAUGAAAACAAGGAGUCAAAAACCUCAAACUCAGAUACAGCUGAGAAAGAGAAGGACGUCAAUGUGGCAAGGAAGAAAAAGAAUGGGUUGAUCCAAAGAGAGAGGCCAGCUGGCAGAGAGUCACCUCAGCGGCAGCUCGGAGACAUGACCAAUGGGGCGCCAGAGACCUCACUGCAGAAUCAUGGGCCCAAAGUGUACGGCGUAGUGCAGAGGACGGGUUCGGACAGACAGCAGGAGGUGAUGGCGCGCGAGUGGACGGCCAAUCACCUUCAGGGUGAGAUGAAGUACAUCAAGGAGGUGAGAGAUUCUUUGGAGAAGGUGAGAGAGCGGAUGUACGGGCAGUUCGGAGGCAUGCAGCAAUCAAUGCAGAAACUUUCACAGGAAAUCAGGGCUGCCAAUUCACAUCGCAGGAGUCUGGAGUCAGAGGUGAGGGUCCGGACAACAGCCAUGGAGAGCUUCGAUCAGAUGAACAGCUCCCUUAUAUCUGCUAACAUCGGCCUGCAGUUUCCUUUGCAGAAAUCCCUUCUGGACAACUGUCAGAGAAGAGUGGACUCGAGAGACGAGGUGAAGAGUUUGCGCAGCACCUGUGAUAAAACACAAGAACAACUCAGAGACAAGGAGAAGGAGCUGGCGGACAUGCAGGUUGAAAACCAGACUUUAAAACUGCAGCUGGAGUCUGCACAGGAGGGCAACAAUCAGGUGCUGCAGGAGCUUUCAGCAAAACUACAGGAGGAGUACAAGGAGAAGCUGCAGACGGAACAACAGAAACACAGGGAGGAGAUUGAAAACCUACAGGCCCAACUCGACGAGUACAUCAGGCGACUGGAGGAAGCAGAGAGAAACAUCCGGAUUGCAGAGGCCAAGAUUGCCGAGAGGGACCAGAGGAUCAUUGAAGUUGAGCGACUACUGGACUGUAUGGGACAGGAAAAGAGUCAACUCUACAAUAAACUGCAGGAAUGUGAACAGCGUCUCCGCUUGAUGGAGCUGGCAGACAAAACUGAUGCAACUGUCAACAAAAGGUCCAAAGAGCUGCAAUCUGAAUCUGUGGACCUACGUGAGAGAAUCAAACACUUGAACGACAUGGUGUUCUGCCAGCAGAGGAAAGUCAAAGGAAUGAUCGAGGAGGUUGGAUCACUGCGAGUUCAAGUGGCUAAGAAGGAUAUGUUCAUAUCAGAGCUGCUGGACAGAAUUGCGAUAGUGGAGUGUGAGAAUAAUGAAUUAGAAGACAAGCUGAAGUAUUUUAUGUCCAUACAGAAUAGGCCAAGAGAGGUUUUGGAAACCAAGGAGAUAGGAGUAGGGUGCGAUCUGCUCCCCAGACGUGAAGCAAAAAGGCAUGAUUUUGAGCUUCCUGUUCACUAUGAAGAAACUAAUCUCCAUCCCAUACAACAUCCACCACCUGUUCAACAUCCACCACCAAUGAAAACUCCAUCUCCCACUCUACCUCCGUUCCCCACUCAACCUCCAGCCCUGAUGCAACCUCCAUCCCCCACUCUACCUUCGUUCCCCACACAACCUCAACCCCCUAUACAACCUCCAUCACCCACUCUACCACCACCCCCGAUACAACCUUCUUCCCCCACACAACCUCCAUCCUCCAUGCAACCUUCCUCCCCUACAUCUCCCAUUCAAAAUCCAUUCUACAACCUAACAAAGCCCACACAACCAAGGACGUUCACGUCUAAUAACCCUCCACCCAGCAGGCUGGACUCCAGUUUACUGAGGUACACUCCUGUCCAGUACAGCCGUUACCUGCAGUCCAACCCCUCGAGUGCGAUGUUACCCUACAGCCGCACGUUUGAAUCUGAGCCGCCUGUGAGUCCAGUCCAGUUCGGUAGAGAUGAGGUGGACGCAGAAACUAACACAGACACAGGAUCAAGUCCCAAAGAAUCCUCUCCUUCCCCGUCUUCUUCUCGACCAAGAUCAAGAGCACCUCAAGUUUAUACACCGUUCAUGAAACUUAUGGAAAUAACAGCAAAGAUAAACAUAGAGUGAUCUUUAGGUAAUAGUUGUUGCUUUUUUUGCAGAGAGUUAAAUGAGAAGAUUAUAUAAAUAUAAAGACUGAAAACAGAGAGAAAAAGCUGCACUGCAGGCUUUGUCCAAAAGUAACAAACUCUAUAUUAUAUUAUUAUACAUU